Limulus polyphemus (Atlantic horseshoe crab) is the source of this 3144-nucleotide messenger RNA. RefSeq names its product monoglyceride lipase-like. The transcript has 5 exons. The coding region runs from base 84 to 572 and encodes 162 amino acids. Gene Ontology annotation, cellular component: membrane. NCBI's taxonomy places the organism in Eukaryota, Metazoa, Arthropoda, Merostomata, Xiphosura, Limulidae. Gene Ontology annotation, molecular function: lipase activity. The record is from RefSeq and is a predicted model, not a curated record.
UGAAAUAACUACUGUUAGAAUUCAUUCAUAGAAAACACUUCGUGUUUUCAUAGGGUGGAACGAUAUGCAUCAAAUCUGGACUGAUGAGGCCUAAAGAAUUUACAGGUAUCGUUCUUAUAGCUGCUGCAAUUUCAAUGAACACAGAAGGAAUUACUCCUUUAAAGUGUUUUUUGGCCAACUUGUUGGGCCGUUUGCUGCCACACUUUCCCAUCAGCUCUAUUGACCAAGAUUUGGUUGUUAGGUCAGAAGAAGCGAAACAGAUAAUAGCCAAUGAUCCUUAUCAUUACAAUGGCUUCGUGAAAGCUGGCUGGGCAAAGACUAUGCUAGAAACAUUAAGGGAACUUCCAAGCUGUGUGAAGAAUGUAGACUUUCCUGUGUUAAUUCUUCAUGGAGGAUCUGAUAAAGUCUGCGAUGUGUCGGGUGCCAAAAUGCUUUUUGACUCUGCAAAGUCUAAAGACAAAUCCUUAAAGGUGUAUCCACACUCGUACCAUAGCUUGCUGCGUGAACCUGAUGGAAUCAGCGAUCAAGUAAUAACUGACGUCAUCGACUGGAUGGAACUCAGGAUUGGUUGACAGAUCUUUGUUUUUAUUUUUAAUCAGAAUAGCUUACAUGAAGGGGUAUUUUCGUAUUAGAUUUCUCACAUAUAAAAGAGUAUUAUUUGACUUAUACAGAGUGAGAUAACAGAUUUUAAUCUUUAGAGUGUAAUAAAGUAUUUGUAGCAGAUUUAAAACUGCAGAAUAAUUCAAACUAUCCAUUUACAUUUUUUAACUGAUUGCUACUUUGUUAUUACAAAACUACAACUAAUUGUUAUUGCAACUCAAUUUUCAAAAUUUUGAAAAAAAAAAGGUAACAAACAGUAUAUGAAGAAAAAUAUGCGUUUUUUUUUAUUUUGAGAUCUUAGCGGGUUAUGCAGAAGCAAAGUUGAAAGCCAAUAAUAUUAUUUCAUAUCCUACUAUGGAAUUCAGCUCCCUUUUUCUUACAUGUAUUUUUAAAAACAGGAUACUUUCCUUAACAUAAUAUUUUAUUGAAAGUGUUUCACUGAACUGAAAUUCAGUUCAACUUUUUAUCGAACCUCCUUUUUAACGAAGUUUGAAAUUUCAAGCUUGUAUAUUAGUUUAAAAAUUGAUGUUAUAGCUGUAAACUUGUGUCAGUAGCCUCUCGCAUUCAGUAUAUACUGAAUUAUUCUAUGUCUGUGACUGUAAGUUUGUAUUUCAUAAAUACAGCCAAAUAAGACAGGACUCCUAUUGCCAUUAGAGUGAACGUGCUUUUUGUAAGUUCAGUCCAAGCAAUUACUAAUCCCAGUUAAUUGGUUCAACAAUAAAAAUGUACAUAUUGUAUGUUUACACUGUUUAAAAAACAGUACUUACAGUAAGGUUGAAGCAAUUGGACAUAAAUCUUUAUGAUGAUUAGUAGCCUAUCCGAUCACCUAAGUCUAAUUAUUAGUUAGAAAUUUUACUAUUAACAACUAACUAGUUUUAUCUCAUGUUUCGGUUGGUAAGUUAGUGGAUAACACACCAUAAUUUCAUCAAAGAAACCCAAGAUCAAAUCCCGAUCACGACGAUACAAAACUUAGGAUAUUUCUGAAGACGACAGCAUAGUUGCAGCCAAAACGUAGGAUAAACAAAUUAUUAAUUAGUAUCUAGUUAUAUAAAGUGCGUUUUCAACGACAGCAUAGUUGCAGCCAAAACGUAUUAAUUAGUAUCUAGUUAUAUAAAGUGCGUUUUCAACGACAGCAUAGUUGCAGCCAAAACGUAUUAAUUAGUAUCUAGUUAUAUAAAGUGCGUUUUCAACGACAGCAUAGUUGCAGCCAAAACGUAUUAAUUAGUAUCUAGUUAUAUAAAGUGCGUUUUCAGGGAGAGAACUCUCCCCUUUGUAUAAAGUGUUUCUCGAAUGUGUGUUUAAUUUAAUUCAUUUGUCUUCAAUAAGCAGAGUAACAACUGGCGAGCAAAAGCGCAAUGCUUUAUAACUUAGUUUAUUCAUCAUUUCAAUACAGAAGCAUUAGUGGAUUUAUCUGAGCGUUUUUUUGAACACUUUUAAAUGCAGACACAUAGAAAUGGAUAUCGUGGAAAUUAUGAAAUGGGUGAUCUCUUGCAAACAAAUGACGAUAGUUUUUAACUAGAUGCCUAAACUUUUACAACAGAUGUAACACACCUUCCCAAGACAAGCACGAUAUACAGUCACUUUGUUCUCUGCACAAUUACUCAAGGCUGUCCAAUAGAUAUAACAGGGAAUUGUUUUCAUCCGAGUAAAAGAUUAUAGGGUUUUUACAGCUGUUUUACCAUGAAAAUACACAAUUAUGAGGUAAAAAGAUUAUAGGGUUUUUACAGCUGUUUUACCAUGAAAAUAUACAAUUAUGAGGUAAAAAGAUUAUAGGGUUUUUACAGCUGUUUUACCAUGAAAAUACACAAUUAUGAGGUAAAAAGAUUAUAGGGUUUUUACAGCUGUUUUACCAUGAAAAUAUACAAUUAUGAGGUAAAAGAUUAUAGGGUUUUUACAGCUGUUUUACCAUGAAAAUAUACAAUUAUGAGCUCAUUUUAUGAGAAAGACUGGUAGCAAUAACCUUUACAAACGGGACAUUUAAUCAAUGUUUGAUCAAAAUGUAUGAACUUUGCAUAUUACCCUGUACAACUGAUUAUAACCCGCUCGGGUUAUUCGGUUUUUAUCAUUUUGUAUCAAGACUUAUUGAACCUACGUGAUUUUCUAACUAUGUACAACUGUAACAGGGAUAUACAUAUGGAACGUGAUCUAUACAAAAGGGUAGGGAUGUACAUAUGGAACGUGUUCUAUACAACUGUAACAGUGAUAUACAUAUCGAACGUGUUCUAUACAACAGGGUAUGAUAUACAUAUGGAACGUGUUCUAUACAACAGGGUAGUGAUAUACAUAUGGAACGUGUUCUAUACAACAGGGUAGUGAUAUACAUAUGGAACGUGUUCUAUACAACAAGGUAGUGAUAUACAUAAGGAACGUGUUCUAUACAACAGGGUAGUGAUAUACAUAUCGAACGUGUUCUAUACAACAGGGUAGUGAUAUACAUAUCGAACGUGUUCUAUACAACUGUAACAGUAAUAUACAUAUGGAACGUGUUCUAUACAACAGGGUAGUGAUAUACAUAUGGAACGUGUUCUAUACAACAGGGUAGGG